This is a messenger RNA of Aphanomyces invadans, 669 nucleotides long. Its product is annotated as succinate dehydrogenase, cytochrome b556 subunit. The coding region runs from base 56 to 529 and encodes 157 amino acids. The transcript is spliced from 2 exons. The record is from RefSeq and is a predicted model, not a curated record. NCBI's taxonomy places the organism in Eukaryota, Oomycota, Saprolegniomycetes, Saprolegniales, Verrucalvaceae. Gene Ontology annotation, molecular function: succinate dehydrogenase activity; electron transfer activity. Gene Ontology annotation, cellular component: membrane. Gene Ontology annotation, biological process: tricarboxylic acid cycle; mitochondrial electron transport, succinate to ubiquinone.
CACCCACCUGCCGCCUGCCGACGAGUUCAGAAAUCCUCCAGCGGACAACCUGAACAUGCAGCGCUCGACCAUGCAGACCCUGGCCAAGGCCGUGAAGGCCCAAGCACCUUCGCAAGUCCGCCUCCUGUCCUACACCGAGCGUCAAGCCCGUCUCGGCCGCCCCGUGUCGCCGCACGUCGAAAUCUACGCGUUUCCGAUUACUGCGCUGUCGUCGAUCACGAACCGUGUGACUGGUAUUGCUAUGUCGGGUGGGUUCGCUGCCGUCGGUGCGUUGUCCAUUGUGGGUGCCGAUGUCCCUGCGCUGCUCUACUCUGCGCAGGAAGUCAUUCCGUUCUUCGCCCCUGUCUCCAAAUUCGUCGUGGCAUUCCCCAUCUCGUACCAUUUCCUGUGCGGCGCUCGCCAAGCGGUGUGGGACAACAACCCGGAAGUGUUGACGGUUCCUCAAGCCGCUCCCACGAGCUACGCUCUCUUUGGCGGUGCCGCAGUGCUGGGUUUGGGUGCCGCUGCCAUCACCAUCAAGCGAGAAUAAUUAUACACGUUUAUCUCUCCCUGAUUUGGCGUACCAUGCUCCAAAUACAAGUCGUUCAUACCCCCAACGUGCUUGAGUGCAGUGUAAUCGUGUGUUUCACUGAGCUCCUUUUCAAUGUGGAUAGCCACAUGCAGACCACA